AUGUCUGCACAGCCCCAGGAGAUCACGAGGGUGAUCGACCAGUACAUUCCGAGCGAGAAGGUCGUUUACGAUCACAAGGUGGUGCCGGUGCCUCUUCCCUCCCCGCCUGCCAAGGAGGUGAUACACAAGGUCUAUGUGACAUCCCAUGCCUACGACUGCGAGAAAGGCUACAGUGACUUCAAGCACCAGUGGUCCCAGACUCACCAGCGCUAUUGCUGCUUGGUGCUUUCUUUGGAGUUGCAAGCCUCCAUGGGAUGCAAAGGCCGAAUCUCUAGCUGA
Messenger RNA from Effrenium voratum, 279 nucleotides. The record is from the annotation of a GenBank genome assembly. Lineage: Eukaryota; Dinophyceae; Suessiales; Symbiodiniaceae.